UCAACGUGCGCCACCGAGUAGGGCGUGUGGGAUACGUCCUAUAAGAGAAAGGCCGUCGUAAUCGGUUUAUUUUGAAGAAUCCAGUUCGUUUGAACAGACUUACUGCAAUUUUUUUUUGCCCCUUCCCGAUAUUUUUCCUCAAUUCGCAUUUCCUUGUGACGCUCGGAGUAAAACCUCAUAGAUCAAGCCACGACCGAAUAUGGAAACUGAAGAAGAUGCUCCCCCUCCAAAGCAGCAACCUAUGAUAUACAUCUGCGCAGAUUGCCACAAAGAAAAUGAGAUAAAAGCAAGAGACCCUAUCAGAUGCAGAGAGUGUGGUUACAGAAUAAUGUAUAAGAAAAGAACAAAAAGAUUAGUUGUAUUUGAUGCCCGAUGAAGAGAACAGAAGAUACAUCUAAUUGAUCUGAAUUCAUAUCCAUUCUGUGUUAAUUUUAUUUAAACAAAGAUUUUGGUUCUUACAAUAAAAUUUUAUUC
Molecule: messenger RNA, 474 nt
Organism: Protobothrops mucrosquamatus (brown spotted pit viper)
Lineage: Eukaryota; Metazoa; Chordata; Lepidosauria; Squamata; Viperidae
Gene: POLR2K
Product: RNA polymerase II subunit K
Exons: 4
Coding region: 200-376 (58 amino acids)
Biological process (GO): DNA-templated transcription
Cellular component (GO): RNA polymerase I complex; RNA polymerase III complex; RNA polymerase II, core complex
Molecular function (GO): zinc ion binding; DNA binding; DNA-directed RNA polymerase activity
Source: RefSeq, a predicted model, not a curated record